AUGAAAGUUAUCAAGAGACAUCGAUCUAUCAAGUCGUGCAAGUAUUGCUACGAACACAAGCUUAGGUGCUCGAGAGGGCGGCCAUGUACGAAUUGUAGAAGACAUGGGAAGGUGGCUCUUUGUAUUUAUGGAUUUGACAAGGAAGUAAAGAAACCCCGACCAACUACACAGUCCACUUUCAAACUAGACAAUCGAGACUUGUUCGCUAAGUCAGCAACCAGGAAUGCACCCGUAACUACACCCGAUGAUCCAGGUCCCUAUUAUCCUUUUCUGCAAGAGACUCAACACGUCAGGUCUUCAGGAUUAGAUCGCUGCAAUUCUGCGAGGAGUAGUGAUAUGAAAAGGAAUGCUAUCGCUGGCUUUGACAAUGUUGGAGAAGCUAAAAUGUCGAUGGAUGCAAUCUUAAACAUGGUGCCCGAAAGUAAAGCGUCUAUGAGUUUGUUGGUAGACAAUUACUUCUUUCGCAUAAAUCCAAUUAUACCCAUUCUGGAUCGAGAUUCGACUUUGUCACAGGUAAAUUCCAUUUACGAGAGACACCGAUCUGGAAAAGAGGUUGCAGCAUGCGACUGCAUUAUCAUGUUCACUAUUUUAUUCACAGUGGCGUACGCACACGUUGCAGAAGGACAGAUACCCGACCUUCUUCUUUGCAACAAGUACUAUGCGGCUUUUCAGACACUGCUAAUUCACGACUCAUAUCCUUAUAGAACUUCAAUCUCCGCCGUACAAGGCGCGUUGAUCGUCAACUUUGUACUGGAUCCGAACAUGACAAGUACCGUUGCACUGUCGGUAGUUCUUCUGCGACACGUUCAGAAAUUGGGCAUUCAUAAGCAGGCAAGAUCACUUUCUGGCGGUGUCCCUCGCGACCAAAUUCAGUUACAAGCAUUAUGGCAUUUUGUUCUUUAUUUUGAAGGAUCCUCAUCGGUAGUCGCUGGGCUCCCGUUUAUGCACACAGAGCAACUGUUUGAAUGUGUGAAUUUGCCCGAAACUGAAUUAAGUGCUGCUCCAGCUCAUAUGGCGUUCGCUAAUGGAAGAUUUCUCAUAAAUCAAAUGUUUCGAUUAAUAAUGCUCUGGAAAGAUACGGACACCUUGCCCGUGGGCGACGCUCUUGUCACUGUGCGUGAAGGCUUUAAAAAAUUGAGUGACAAGGUUGAAGAGUUUUGUGUCAAGAUCGAAAAUCUGAACAAAGGGGAGGCAGUGUAUUUUGUGAGCACUUUGAGAAUCUUUCUGUUGAGAGCCUACCUUAGAUUUGAAGCUCUUUUUCCUGCUAACGUGGUAAGUCCUCGGCCAAUUCUGGAGAUUAAUGACCAAGAUUCAAAUUCCUUGCAAGACAUCGAUCAGGUUUUACACUAUGGUACCACAAUGAGCCAAGAAACCGUAAAACUCUCCGCGCUGCUGUUAUUUUACACCCUAAGGCGUCUUAGUGUAGAAAAUUGCUCUAGAUUCGCGUGGUAUACAAAAGGUUCUACUGUGAUGCAGUAUCUCUUCAUCCUUUUGAAGGCCAUUAGUCAAAACCCAAGGGAAGCUUACGAUAUCAAUGUACUCAACUGCGCGCCUUCGGUUGUCACCUCAGAGGAUAUUGCGGAGUGUGCACUCAUCGAUCCUGUGAACUUUAAGUACGUUCUUGUGGAAGAGCUUUUCAGUCUACUAGAAAUUAGAAUAGCUCCGCUAUGGGAAGAUCGCGAUCUUGAUUGUUUCCUACUUUUACGGUCGGUCAAAAAUAGAGUGUGGGAGCUAAACAAAGAAUACAUCGACAGCGUCAAAUCAAAUGUCGAAUCCUUAAGAGCAUGUACUUUGUUUCGUGUACACCAAAUUGAAAAUCGAACAGAGGGCCUGCAAAGUCCAGGGAGGUACACAGAGCAGUGGGAUUUUGGAGAUAGAAACAUUGAUGCUGAGAAUGUCAUGAGAUGGCUGUCAGAGCUAUAA
Lachancea sp. 'fantastica' is the source of this 1923-nucleotide messenger RNA. NCBI's taxonomy places the organism in Eukaryota, Fungi, Ascomycota, Saccharomycetes, Saccharomycetales, Saccharomycetaceae. The record is from the annotation of a GenBank genome assembly.